Molecule: messenger RNA, 670 nt
Organism: Daphnia pulicaria
Lineage: Eukaryota; Metazoa; Arthropoda; Branchiopoda; Diplostraca; Daphniidae
Product: cuticle protein 7-like
Exons: 3
Coding region: 46-525 (159 amino acids)
Cellular component (GO): extracellular matrix
Source: RefSeq, a predicted model, not a curated record
CGCUAUCAGUUCUUCAGCUGUCUUCAAUAAACGCACAACUCCAACAUGAAGUUCAUCAUCCUUGCCGCUCUCGUUGCCGUCGCUGUCGCUGCUGACUACGCUCCCAAGUACGAAGCCCCCAAGUACGAGGCUCCUAAAUACGAAGCCAAAUAUGAGGCUCCUAAAUACGAAGCCCCCAAGUACGAAGCUCCCAAAUACGAAGCUAAAUACGAGGAAGUCACCUAUGCUCCCCAGCCUUACAGCUUCGAAUACGACGUCCAGGAUAAGGAAUCUUACAAUGAUUUCCUCCACUCUGAGAAAUCCGACUACAACGUUGUCACCGGAUCUUAUCGCGUUGCUCUCCCCGAUGGCCGCACCCAGAUCGUCACCUACAAGGCCGAUAAGGACGGAUACAACGCCGAUGUGAAAUACGAAGGAGAGGCCAAAUACCCCGAGUACGUCGAGAAGCAAUACAAGGCUGCUUCCUACCCCGCUCCGGCUUUCUCUGCCCCAGCUUACCCCGCUCCCGCCUACCCCAAAUACUAAAAAUCCACUGACUGGAUGCCUAAUUUAUUAAUUCUUCAAAAAUGGUUUGAAUGUUAAUAAUCGAUGAAGAUGUUCUGUGAUAGUGAUAUCAUUGUGUCGUCGGAAUUUAUUAAUAGCUUACUGUAAAUACAUUCUGAAACACGAA